Rhea pennata is the source of this 1467-nucleotide messenger RNA. RefSeq names its product TNFAIP3 interacting protein 3 (gene TNIP3). The record is from RefSeq and is a predicted model, not a curated record. Lineage: Eukaryota; Metazoa; Chordata; Aves; Rheiformes; Rheidae. Bases 1 to 1380 code for a protein of 459 amino acids. The transcript is spliced from 14 exons. Gene Ontology annotation, biological process: regulation of transcription by RNA polymerase II; cellular response to lipopolysaccharide.
AUGUCAGGCCCAAUGGGAGGGGACAGCCCUGUCCCCCCAGCAGAGGACAGCAGCAAGACUUCUCCAGAACUGUUUGUUUAUGCUAGUUUGAUCCAUUGUGAGCAGCUCAAAAGCAUGAAUAAAGGUGCAGAGAAUCUUCUAGAAUUGUGCCCUCAUCAGUGUGUUGAGAUGGAAAGCAGAUGUGAAAGCAAAGAGCUUGAUGUUGAAAUAAGGAAUCUGAUAGAGAAGAACAACACUUCCCAGUUGUAUGAGAACCCUGAAUCUAUUGCCCAAGAAUGUCUGAACAGUCAAAGAACUUCACAUUCCCUUAAGACCUGUAGUGAAACAAAUGUUCUAAGACAUUUUGGAUGUGCAUGGGCAGAUGUGAAUGAAAUGGAAGUUCCACCAGAGCAGUUAGAAUCAAAGCACAUAUUACUGACCAAAAAGAAGACUACAUCAGCUGAUUCUGAGGAACAACAGAUCCUCACACUGGAAAGACAGAGACGAGAGCUUCUGGAGGUGAACAAGCAAUGGGAUCAUCAAUUUAGAAGCAUGAAACAGCACUACGAAAAAAAGCUGACAGAAGUGAAAGCAAAACUGGACAUGUCACAGAGGAGAGUCAGUGAGCUGGAGGAAGAGAGGCAUCGAAAUCAUCCAGAAAUUGAGAGGUUGCGAGUCCUGGGCAGAGAAGGGCCGUUGCAGGAAACGAAAGAAAUUAAAAUCCUCACUGGAGCCCUCCAUGACAUGAAGGAAGAGAAUAAGGUCCUGAAGGAAAAAAAUGCCUCGAUGAUAAGAAGGAAAGAACACUAUGAAUGUGAAAUAAGUCGUCUCAAUAAGGCCCUUCUGGAUAUAUUGAAAAAGCAACAUUCCUCUGUUCUUGAGGCUCCUUCAGUGAAGUUGGACAGAAACAGCCUUGAGGACCUGGAAACCCAACUUGAAGUUCUCAAACAGCAGGUACAAAUAUAUGAAGAAGACUUCAGGAAGGAGAGAUCUGACAGAGAAAGACUUAAUGAAGAGAAAGAAGCACUGCAGAAAAUUAACAAGGGCUUACAGUCUCAACUGAGCAAACUGAAUUCUCAGAUUAAGACCUGUCUCAAAGAAAAGGAACAACUAGAGACGCAGUUACAGCAGCAGACAAAAGACCUCCCAGUAAAGAAUGAGCAGUCCAGAUUCCCACCUCCACUUUUUCUCUCACCACGUGUUAAUUAUGGAAACUGUGGAUUGCUUCUUCAUUAUCAGGAUCCUCGAGUACAUCCAGUGUCUCAUGGGACACAUGAACACCAACAGCACUCAGUCAGCCAGGCUGUCAGUGGUAUGUUCCUGACCAGUUUCCGCCAGAUGUGCAGCACAAGGCAAAUGGUACGUCCUCGGAGAAAGGAGCCCAUCCCUGACAACCUCUGACCUGGAGGAGUGUAGGCCAAAGGCUGCAAACUAGUUUUGCAACUUCAUUAUUCUGCUGUGUUUUGUUUUUUGCCCUUAGUUUUUUAU